AUGGACCGCCAUCCCAUCCCAUUUGCACACACCCGAACAGCCUCUGCAACCUUCCCCUUAACCCACAAACCUCCCACCCCCCGACCCAAUGACGUCUCCAGUCCGUUUGCAGACAGCGACCGAGCCAUCCCUCGCCAUGUCCAACACAAAUACACCACCUCCUUAGGAGGAGCAGGAGGAGGAGGAGCAUCAGCAUCAAAAUCAAAACCAACAUCAGGAAUACGACCACAACAAAGACCAAGACCAACUCUACAAGAACCAUCCUCCACCUCCACCUCCACCCCCAACCACGGAUCCCCCGAACCACGCCACCGACACUCACGCACUCUUGACCCGUUCGGUCUCGGCCACCACCACAGUCACAGCCACAGCCACAGCUACAGUCUCGACGGCACAAGGACCAAAUCGACCUCCCACAAACACAAACACUCCAAAUCGCGCGAACUAAGACUCCCACGCCCAAUGAGCCAUCUCGCUUCCUCGGCCAGUGCGCGCGGCUUACUACCCACCUGGUCCGGGAAGGAUAAAGACCCCGGCGCCGGCCGCGAUGCAGACGAUGGAUUACUCCGGCCACUGACGCGUGAAACAACGUCACGGUCUCGCUGGGGCUCGGAGUCAACGAGGGAACGAGUCGGAGGGGGACAUGAGCGGUUGGGACCGAUUAGACGGCAGGAGAUUCAGUCUAUGGAGGAUUUAGAGAGGGUUAAGAGGAGGAGAAAACAGGGUGAAGGAUAUCUCCGCUCAGCCCUCGCCUCAACCGGAACCCAAGCAACAGACGCAACAAGAAGACUAGAUUACACAUACUACAAUCUCCUGGAACGAAUAACAGCCCUAAACUCAACAAUAGCAUCCUUCCAAGAUCUCUCCGAUUCAGCAUCAACCUUCCUAAACGACUUCGACCGCGAAACAAGCACCCUGGACACAGAAAUCCGCAAACAAAUCAUCGACUUAAAGGGGUUUACCGCGCAAAGCGAUAAAUCCAAAGCUCUAGAAUCACGCAUGAAAUCGGGGCGAGAGAAAGUUGACGAAUUGGGGACUCGUCUUGCGGCUGUGAAGUCUGAGAUUGAGAGUUGGGAACGGAGGGAAUUGGAUUGGCAGGAAAGGAUUAGUCGACGAUUGAGGAUUUUUUGGGCCGUUGUUGGGAGUGCGGCUAUGGUUUUGGUCAUCGGUGUUGUUUUGCAGAAUUGGCCGCGGAUUGAGUUGGAGAUUGAGAGGAAUCUUCCUAUUGAUUCGCAGGGUUUGGGUCUGGAUCUACCCCGGCAUUGGCGUCGGCGUCGGAAUCAGAACGCCUCUCGAACCAAUCUCUCCCUCUCACUGUGUCGGGUUGAGACUGGUUCGGCGUGGUAUCCAGCCAGUCUUGCGGAUCGUCGGGAGAGUCUGAGUCUCCAAGCGAAGGCUACGGAUGGGGGAGGUGGAGGUGGAGCGACCAGUGGAAGCUCGAGUUCUUCGGCAGUGAAGGCUAAAGCUACGGGUGCGGAUGAUCCUUUGCGGGUUCUUGAUGAGUUGUAG
Molecule: messenger RNA, 1509 nt
Organism: Penicillium cosmopolitanum
Lineage: Eukaryota; Fungi; Ascomycota; Eurotiomycetes; Eurotiales; Aspergillaceae
Exons: 4
Coding region: 1-1509 (502 amino acids)
Source: RefSeq, a predicted model, not a curated record